ACUACUUUUAGUAAACAUAAUCGCCACCUUAGUUUAGUCUACGAUUAUCAUUCGCGUCAGGAAGAUUUAAAACCGAAGUGUUGAUUCAAUGGUGAAAACCGUAAACUAUAAAUCACUUAAAUAUACAGCUUUUGAUGUUGUUAUGACAGUGUCAAACUUUCGUAAAUCUUAACACAAACUGAAAAAACUGCAUCAUGGACACUAAAUACGAAGGCUACGUAGAGAAAUCUGUAGGGGUGUUCAAAAACAAGUCAAAAAUCUGGAUGGUUCUUGGCGAGUCGUCGCUGGCAUUUUUUAAGGACCAGAAGAGUGAAUCCUGUAUUGGAUCCAUUGAUUUAACGGAAAUAACGGACGUCAAAUCUAUUGACGAAAGUUCGUUUGUGAUUAUUACGUCCACGAAGACAUACACAUUUACUCCUUGUACAAAAGGAAAUGUGGUCGAGUGGAUUUGUGCAAUAAAGAAGUGUGUUAACAGAGAUACACAAAUUCAACAAAAUUCAACAAAAUCUGUCGUAGAAGAGAUACACACCGUUCUUCCGGAGGCGCAAUCUAGCAUCUUUGGAGUGAAGCUUAAAUCGACAAAACUUUCACGAUCAUCUAGUGAAAGCGAAUCUCGUAACAGUCUGCAAGAAGGAGAUGCGAAAAGAAGUAAUGUUAAUGCAACUUCUUCUCAUAAUGACUGCCCUGUUCAGUUAGAAUUGUCUGAAGGGGAGCCAGACAAGAAGGCGACCGGUAAAGUAACUGAAGUUUCAAUUACCCGAUCAUGGUCUGAAAGCAUCAACAAAACUGUAGACUAUACAGCUGAAUGUAGAAGUACAGAUAACACUAAAGAGGAGUCCAAACAAACAUCAACAAGUAACAUGAAAUACUUCGACACGACUUUCAUUGAGGUUGACACGAAUAACAAACCAACAGCUACGUAUGCAACUGACAAUACAGGCCAAAAUAAAUCAAUGGAAGAGAUUAAUUCUCCAGCGAGUUAUGAAUUACCUGUAAACUGUUGUAAAAACAUUACGGAACAGAAACGAGAUAACAGACCAUUGUUUCAAACAUUUGAAAUAACCAAUAGCCAAACCAAAUGCAAUUCAGAAACCAUUCCGAUGCACGCAAACAACGUAGAUCGAUCAAACGAAUGGACGUGCAGUACGGGCCUUCUCGCCGACCAAACACUAGAAGCAUCAGAGGCACAGGAUGACGAAGAAAAUAUAAAACAUGAUAAUGGCAUAAUGGAAAAUUGUAAUUCUCCUCUUGCAGCGGAAAGUGAAACGACAUCAAGUAAAUGGAAAUCUGAACAGUCAUCGCCAAGCGAGCUGUCUAAAUUAGUUUCAGUGACAGCUUUAAUAAAAAGCAGCAACAGUGAAAAUAAUGAUGUAUCCAAAGUUCAAAUGCGCAGACCGUUGAGUGGACUGAAUGAAUCCGAUGAGCUAACAAAGUCCAAAAACAAGAAGCAUAACAACCAUUUAACUGAAGAAGUUGACAUGUCUGAGGUUGUAAUGCGAAAUUCAUAUAGAACGUCAAGAAAUAAGAGUUACAGAGCUGAGCAAUCAAUAGGAGCUUCAGGUGUACAACAAAAUGUUUCAGAAGCGACUUCGACUGUGGAAUAUAACGGCCCUUAUACAUCUGCAGAUGAUGAGCAAAGCAAAACAGACGACAAAAGCAAGGAAGAUGAAGUAUUACUUGCCGAUGAUGUCUUUGCUAAUAUUUUUGACACGGAAGAGAGCGCUGUUCAAAUGCCUAUGUCUAGUUCAACAGGAGUUUACAGGGUGGCUAUUGAAAAACUGAAGAGAUAUCUCGUAGAACAUCGGAACGGUUUUGAAUAUGACGUUGAUCGCUCUGUGCACGGAUCUGUUGAUCGAUUGAGACAAUACUUUAAAAUCAGGCAAUAGUGUGGUCAUCACAAUGGCCAAAAUCACAGAAUAGCGGCCGAAAAUGGUUAAACAGGCAAUGUAAUUCAUUAGAUCACAUGCAAACAUACUACCUUAAUUCAGACAAGAACUAUUGAUGUCAUGCGACCAUUAUACUUGACAACUUAUGACAUAAUCAUUUUUAUAACAAUUGUAACUAUAUAUAAGAAAUAACAUUAUUACAUUUUUUAUAUUAUAUUAAAUUUAUAUCAUAAUGGUGCACUAAACAUUUCAUGCGCUUUUGUUGUUGUUUCUUGACAAACAGGAUAAAUCAUUUCAUUGUGUUGUAAUGUCAUUCAAACAGGCUUGCUGAAGUUACAACGCGAUCUAAGCACGUGUUUGCAUAUGCUCGGUUAAAAGACAAUAUAAGGAAACAACACACAUUCACUUGAUACAUUAAUACAAAACAUAUAUUUGACUUAAGAGAAAUAUAUAUAUAGACACACACUAUUGCUAUUUUAUUUAAUAAACUAGCGAACAAACAAAAGAAAACACGAGAUAACCUUGUGUCGCAGGCAAUCAAAACUCUUGAUUUUACUCGACCAUAAUUGAAUAUGAAAGAACUAAAGCAGUUGCAAAUAUGCACGCGUCGUAAUCAAUUACUGUGGUUAUUUUCAAAUGAAAAGUUAUAUAAUGCGGUAACCGAGAAAUAUACCUAUAUAAUGGUCAUAAAUAAGUGAAAAAUAAGGUGUCCUUAGUGAUGAUAGAUAUUAUUGUAUACCAAAUGAAUAUGCCAGCAAUAUGACAUAUAUCGUUGAAAUGUUGGCUCUAUGUAUAAGGAACAUUGAGUUUGUAUUUGUUUACUGUUUUCUCGAAAUAUUAUACGAAGUAUGCGUUGAUGUUGAGUGUUAAUGGGCUUUUAGUAAGAUCGAAUAAGAAUCGUCUUAACUGUU
Messenger RNA from Dreissena polymorpha, 2797 nucleotides. RefSeq lists its product as uncharacterized. The record is from RefSeq and is a predicted model, not a curated record. Lineage: Eukaryota; Metazoa; Mollusca; Bivalvia; Myida; Dreissenidae. The coding region runs from base 195 to 1886 and encodes 563 amino acids. The transcript has 5 exons.